AUGGAAAACUCGCGCUGCGUUGCAUGGCUUUCACGAGUUUGGACUCAGUUGACUGGCCCGUCCCCUACUCGAGGGGACGGUGGUUUCGAAAGCCUACCUGAUGAGGUCGUGACCGAUAUCCUCAGCCGCCUACAAGCCGAUCAAGUGGUUAAAUUGCGAAGCGUGUGUAGAAGAUGGUGUGCCUUAACUGCUGCUCCUAAUUUUGCCCAACGCCAUCUCGAGAAAGCCGCUCCAUUGAUUGUCUUCCAAGCAUUUUAUUGGACGUAUCAUCGGCGUGACGGGUUCCAUUUGUUCUAUGUCGACACCUGCUCCAAGAGAAAGAAGAAGCUAAUUGGCAAGAUAAGCUCCACGAGAAUUCUACACAUGUCAUCGACGACCCAGAGACAUCUUAAACUUUGUGGUUCCUGCAACGGUUUGCUUAUAUUCCAGCGUGGUACUCCUGAUAAAUACGAUUUCGAGAAGGUGGCUCCCUUUACUUAUUACAUCUGCAACCCUAUCAUACAAGAGCUAAUCACCGUGAGAGCAGGAGGCAAGGUCUUUGGCUUCUUUUUCCACUCUCUUGCAAAUGAGUAUCAACUGCUUAGAUUCAAUCAAUCUAGCGAUGAUCAGUUUCGAUUUGGUAUAGGCAGCUUAGGGCCAAUGAUGUGGAGGGAAGUAGGGCCGUUUCCGUAUCGCCCUCGUGAACUAAACGCUCCUCCGGUCGUUAAUGGAUGUCUCCACUGGAUGGCGAUCGGACCGUGCUCACAUUCCAUCAUGCUUUUCAGAAUAGAGGAUGGCGAGUUUCGUUUCAUGCCUCAUCCGGGCAAAUUGAAUCAAUCAUGUGAGGGACAUGAAAACAUGCACUUGUUGUCGUCGAAGGGUCGGUUAUACGCCUACCGGACGUACGCCAAAGUCUUGGGCAUAUGGGUUUUGGAGGAUGCUGCGAGCUGGCGCUGGGUUAAAAAGUUCAACGUCCAUCUUGAACGGGAUCUCAAGCAGUUUCCUAGGAGCUAUCAGGGAUUUUUCGAAACGAAGCUUUGGGAUGUAUGGAAUGAUCAAUUGUUGUUGAUGUUGCCUGGAAAGGGUUUGUUGAGGUAUCAACGGCAAUCGAAACGAAUCAUGAAAGUUCAAUCUGGACGUCUGAAGAAGGGUUUUAAAAUGAUCAGUGCCGAGUAUACGGGGAGCCUCGUGUCAUUGAGCGGCUACUGUGAAAGGUAA
Messenger RNA from Rhodamnia argentea, 1197 nucleotides. Its product is annotated as F-box protein At3g07870-like. The transcript has a single exon. The record is from RefSeq and is a predicted model, not a curated record. Lineage: Eukaryota; Viridiplantae; Streptophyta; Magnoliopsida; Myrtales; Myrtaceae. Bases 1 to 1197 code for a protein of 398 amino acids. Gene Ontology annotation, molecular function: protein binding.